AUGGCCACCGGAAGUAACACCCAAGAGAUUAUUAGGCCGAGCCCUGAGCUGCCGAAGCAACUGCCCUUUGACUUUCUGAAGAAGAUUACAAACGAUUUCUCGACUGAGCGGAAGAUUGGUGGAGGUCCAUUUGGAAACGUUUAUAAGGGAGUUGUGCCAGAUGAUGGCAGAGUGCUCGCGGUGAAGAAACUUCAGGAAAACGCGCCGAUGCCGCCUGACAAGACAUUCAACAAUGAGGUUCAGAACAUUAUGGCGCUCAAACAUGAAAACAUAGUCGAGUUGGUUGGAUUCUGCUGGGAAACACAGAAGAAACUGGUGCAGUUCAAUGGAAGGUAUAUUCAGGCAGACAUCACUGAAAGUUUACUCUGCUAUGAGUAUCUACCUAAUGGGAGCCUUCAACAGAAUCUUUUCGGAACAAAAACAGCUGAGGCUGUCUCUUCAGCUGAACCUGCUAUCGAUUGGGCCACACGCUUCAAGAUAAUCAAGGGAAUUUGCCAGGGUUUACUGUUUCUACACAAGUUGGAUAUUCCCAUUAUUCAUAUGGAUCUGAAGCCUGAAAAUAUAUUAUUGGAUGGAAAUAUGGUUCCAAAGAUUGCUGAUUUUGGACUCUCGAGGGUCUUUGGCCAAGAACAAACCCGAUUGUACACACAAACAGUUGUGGGAUCAUAUGGGUACAUGGCUCCAGAAUAUCUAUACAGAGGUGAAAUUUCGGCCCAGUCAGACAUAUAUAGUUUAGGCUUAUUAAUACUCGAGAUCAGUACUGGAGAGCAGAACUGCAAAGACAAAAACCAACCCUCAGCAAGAAACUUUAUUGAUAAAGUACGCGAAGAUUGGACACUGGAGCACAUAGCGUCCAAAUAUGCAUCCUUAGAUACAGAAGGCCUCCAUCAAGUUAAAAUAUGCAUUGAAGUUGGGCUAAAAUGUGCUGAGAUUGAUCGGCGAGUCAGGCCUCCCAUAGAAGAAAUUGUUGACACGCUCAACGGACUACGUGCAAACGAAAUGGCAAACGAGGUAAAUAACAGCCCUCAUGCAUCUCCGGUUAGCAAGAAGAUGGGUUUUCUAGGAGGUUUCAAGAAGAAAUAA
Triticum turgidum subsp. durum (durum wheat) is the source of this 1083-nucleotide messenger RNA. Lineage: Eukaryota; Viridiplantae; Streptophyta; Magnoliopsida; Poales; Poaceae. The record is from the annotation of a GenBank genome assembly.